UGCUGAUCAUAUAUACACAGAUGCUUCUAAGAUGUCUGACAAUGGGUGUGUUGGCAUUGGUGUACUUCACACCCAGUCUAAUAUUUACCAAAAAAUAAAGUUGCCUCCAGAGUCCUCUGUGUACAGUGGCGAGUGCUUUGGAAUUCUGAAAGCAAUAGAAUUCAUCAUUAUAAUGCAUCUUAAAAAAACUAUUAUUUUCUCAGAUUCUCUAAGUUCACUUCAGGCAAUAGCUAAAUUUCCUUUCAAAUCUAAAUCUAAUAACCCAAUUAUUUAUCAAAUCCGUAGCCAACUGUUAAAAUGUCGUCUUAAAGGGUAUUCGGUUUCCAUUGCCUGGAUCCCUGGACACAGAGGGAUUAAAGGCAAUGAAAGGGUGGAUGACUUGGCUCGAGAUGCCAUUAGUUCUGGGGACAUGUUUCCGUUUAGGAAUGUUGCUGAAGACCUGUUGGCACUGCCUAAAUUAUAUCUAAGAAUGGAAUGGACAAAAUUAUGGGCAUCUGGUGCGGGUGCCGCUGCGUUACAUUAUCGUAGCAUACAAACAACAAUUCCUGCCAAACCUUGGUUUGCUAAAAUCUCUUUGCCAAAGCCUGCAACUAGUAUGUUGAUUCGUAUGAGAUUGGGCCAUGUAUGUACACCGGAACACCUGAAACUACAAAAUCGUGUGGCCAGUUCUGCAUGUAUUUGUGGAACUGAUCCCGCUGAUCUUAAUCAUAUCCUUUUUUCUGGUAAUUGUAACCUAUAUGACCGUUCUAUAUUAUUAAGACAGCUGUCAGAUUUAAAAGUUCCGUUUCCCACAUCUAUUACAACACUCCUGUAUAUUAAUGAUUCAUCUCCAUAUAUAUUUAAAUCAUUGUAUUCUUUUAUUUCACGUCACAACAUUAAACUUUAAAUUAUUUGAAUUAUUAACCUUUUCCUGAUCCUUUUCCAAAAUUCCGUCCUACCCGUUUUAAUGUAAUCCUUAAUUCCGUUUCCCCGUUUUACUCGUCUGGCUGAAUGCGCCAGGAGCGCGAAGCCAUUAAAAAAAAAAAAAAAAUAAAAAAAUAAAACGUCAUGUCAACUUUAGGGCGUAGGUUAGAUUACAUGCUUAGAACGUAGUGAUUAUAUGCUCUUUGGAUUACAUUCAUGGAGUAGUUUAUAUAUAACUGACGUUAUUAAAUGCAGUUUACGACAUUCGAUAUUCAUUGAUUGUAUUUGUGUUCUUACAAAAUUAACGAUGGUUUCCAAGUCAAAAACUGGCUUGUUUGCGCUAGGUUUUUACGCUUUAGCGUCCUUCUUUAUUAUAUUGGCUUUUGUAAGUCCAUACUGGUUGGUCACUGACGGGAAACUUAAAAACCCUAAGUUUAUACAAAUUGGUUUGUGGCUGGUAUGUUUCAAUGGAUUUCAAGAGCCGCACCACUGGUAUGAUACAGUGUUCACUGGUUGCUGGUGGGUGUUUGAAGAGGAGUACUAUAUCAUCCAUGACAUACUUCUCCCAGGAUUCUUCAUAGCUACUCAGUUCUUCUUCACUAUAUCACUGUGUACUGUGCUUGUGUCUCUAUUCCUGGCAUAUCUCUAUUUGCAGAAAGACAAUGAUGAUGAAAACUAUUUGACUCUUUUGGUGACACUGGGAACAAUACUUGUUAUUGGAGGAUUUUCUGGUAUUAUAUCUGUGGUGACGUUUGGAGCGAGGGGUGAUGGCCGUGACUGGAUGCCGAACUGGGAACACAAUGAUCUCGGCUGGGCCUAUGCCAUGGGUGUUAUAGGAGUUGUCAUGCUGUUUCCAGCAGGCAUUCUGUUCUUGGUUGAAGCCAGGGUGCACAAGUAUAAGAAACUACAUGAAAUGCAAAGUCGUGAGCCUUCCUCAUACACAAUGCAUGAAAGGAAGUUUGGUUAUGCUGGAGGACACACAGAUAUUUAAUUGGCUGUAAGAAUUUUUAAUUAUAGACUUAUGUAAGUAGAUUAGUCAUAUAUAAGUAUAUGUAAUUAGUUGAUAACAAUAAUAGACUAAGGUAUUUUUUCUUAUGUUUGACUCCGUCCAAGUUUUACAAGAAUCUCAUGUACAAAAAUUAUACUUAUGUUUAUGCAUAUUUAACAUUGUUGACAGUCACCCAAUAUUUUGGCUCCAGUGACUUAAAUAAAUGUCAAAUAUCAUCACUACCUUGAAGAAAACUUGUAUUUUAUUCUGUUAAUAUGGUAACUAUGUGUGGAUUGCAUACAUGUGUGGAUUAUACUGUCUUUCAACUUUGAGUAAUGGUUUGAUGGUGUGAGGUACAAGAUUUUUUCAAAGCAAUCACAAUAUGUGCUAUUUGUAUUAUAAAAUGAAAGUUCUCUUGCCUUUGUUGUAAAGAUUGCAAAGGACAAUAAAAUAAUCUUAUUAAGUAAGAGAGAAUGAUUUUUAAAAUAUGACAAAAACAGUAAUAAAUAAUCAUAUUUAUGUCUAGGGCUGGGCUCAGUUUUAUAAGACUUGUUUUAGACUUAUUAUGAGUCGAGCCCUUUUUCAAUAUAUUUGAAUAUAACUAACAAUUUCAAUGUAAGUAAAAAACUUUUCUAAUAAAAUACAUAAUGAGUAUUAUGACUGAAUUGCAGUCUUUCCUGAUAAAAACUCCAAUAAAAACUGAGUCGAGUCUUAAGAUUGAAGACUCCAAGGAGUUUAUUCUUUAUUAAUACUAUGUGUGUAUUUGGGUUAACUGAACAUGGGUAGAUUUGUGAACUUUCAUUAAAAUAAGUUUGUUUUGUGUUGGCCACUGUUCAUACACCAUGGGCUUGUAAUAACAGACAGAUUUUAAAGGUGUAUUCUUGACCGCAUUUAGAAACUAAAAUGUCAGUUUUCUGAAAUUUUGUUUCUGUAAUAACUUAGUGGAAAACGCCUAUUUGGCUGCUACCCUGCCACUAUGUGACUUGGUUUAGACAUACCUAAUCACCAGGCAUCAGAGUUUUUAUGGCACAGUAAGACAAAUAGCGAGUUAUGGAGUCGAUAUUAUCAAUAAAAUCACUCAUAUUCAUACUCAUUCAUUUAUUUAAUUAGUGAUUUUAAUGUUACAAGGACAAUAAUGUUUGUAAACAAUCCUUUAAUUUUGUCUUUCAGGACAUAAAUAUUACAGACAAGAAUAAUAACCAUUUUUUUUGUAUUGAUUCAUUUAUAUUCAUAUUAUUAUUACCUCUUAUAAUAACAUAUUGUUUUCUUUAUUAAAUUUCGUAAUAUAAUCAAUAAGUACAAAAAAUGGUAAUUAUUCUUAUUUGUAAUAUUUAUAUAUUCAUUGACAAAAUUAAAGGAUAGUAUAUAACUCGUCAAAGUUCUAUUCCAUUAAAAUCACUAAUUAAAUAAAUAAAUGAGUAUGAAUAUGAGUUUCAAUUUAUUGCUAGUGUCCACUCCACAUGCUAAUGACAGACAUAAAAGUUUUGAAGGUAACUCGCAAUUUUUAUCUGUAAAUAAAAUAAUCUUAUUUGUUGUAAUGUUUUUUUUUACCAAGAUGUAAAAAUAAAUAAAUUGAAGUGUGCGAAAAAAGCAAAAAAAUAAUUUUUUACACAACAUUUAUUGUUUAUAACCUCAGGAACGCGAGGUUAAAACCGGUCGGGUCUUACCGCCCAUGGUGUAUAAGUAAUUAAAUCUGUUUCCAUAAUUAUUAAGUGCCUUAGCAUAGAUGUAUGCAGAACUGUUAAAUGCAUUUUUACUUCUAGUAGGUUUGAGUAAGUAAUAAAACAUUUUUACAUAUUUA
Molecule: messenger RNA, 3692 nt
Organism: Cydia pomonella (codling moth)
Lineage: Eukaryota; Metazoa; Arthropoda; Insecta; Lepidoptera; Tortricidae
Gene: kune
Exons: 3
Coding region: 1100-1894 (264 amino acids)
Biological process (GO): regulation of tube size, open tracheal system; septate junction assembly
Cellular component (GO): septate junction; membrane
Source: RefSeq, a predicted model, not a curated record